This is a messenger RNA of Achroia grisella, 2842 nucleotides long. RefSeq names its product ubiA prenyltransferase domain-containing protein 1 homolog (gene heix). Gene Ontology annotation, molecular function: prenyltransferase activity. The transcript has a single exon. Gene Ontology annotation, cellular component: Golgi membrane; endoplasmic reticulum. NCBI's taxonomy places the organism in Eukaryota, Metazoa, Arthropoda, Insecta, Lepidoptera, Pyralidae. Bases 210 to 1199 code for a protein of 329 amino acids. Gene Ontology annotation, biological process: menaquinone biosynthetic process; vitamin K biosynthetic process. The record is from RefSeq and is a predicted model, not a curated record.
UAUGAAUUGAAAACAGCAUUAUUUGUAAUUAUCUACUUACCUAAUUACCUACAUAAAUAAUAACGGCUUAAACAACAUAUAAUUUAUAGUUUACAAAUUCCUUACUUUGUAGUUAUAAAAUUAGUAACGAUGCUCUCCAGAGUCUGUUUUAGAUAAGUAGGCCUUUUCACAGUACUUACUAUCAAUUCGCAGUCGAAAACUUUAUCAUAAUGAGUAACCUUAGUAAACAAGAGGACUUAACAGCAGAAGGAAAUUUAUUGGAACAACCAAAAGAGGUGACACUCUCAGUACGGAAUCCUCUAAUAAAGAUGCGUACAUAUGUACUUGCACUUCGGCCUUGGUCGCUAAGUGCUAGUUUAUUACCGACACUAUUAGGCGCCGCGCUGGCAUAUCGGCUACCUGGAGAAACUGGCUUCAGCUGGCUCACCUUAAUACUUACGUUAUGUACGGUUAUACCAGUCCACGGCGCUGGGAAUGUCGUCAACACCUACUUCGACUUUGUCAAAGGAAUAGACAACCGGAAAUCAGAUGACAGGACUCUAGUUGAUCAUAUUCUAAGUAUUGAUGAAAUUGUUUCACUUGGGGCAAUAUUAUAUUUCGCAGGCUGUACGUUUUUUGUACCACUGGUGGUCUCUUCACCAGCGCGAAUGGAGCAUCUGGCAUUGGUGUACUUUGGAGGUUUAUCAUCAUCAUUUUUGUAUACCGGUGGUAUUGGGCUGAAGUAUAUUGCCCUUGGAGACAUACUAGUCUUAGUCAUAUUUGGUCCAGUAUCAGUUGUAUUCUCAUUUCUGGCUCAAACAGGCAGAGUAGAUUGGCCUAUUAUAUAUUAUGCUGUGCCACUUGCUUUAAAUACAGAGGCUAUUCUGCACAGUAACAAUACAAGAGAUCUGGAGACUGACAGCAAAGCUGAAAUAGUGACAUUGGCUAUAUUAAUCGGAAGAACAGCUUCAUAUCUGCUUUAUGCAUUUUUGUUAUUCACUCCAUACAUAAUGUUUGUAGUUGCAUCAGUGAAAUGUUCAUUUUGGUUUUUGCUACCUAUUCUUACCUUACACAGAGCAUUUGAUAUUGAAAGAAGGUUCAGGAGUCCUGACACAAUGAGAUGUGUACCCCGACAAACUGCCAGGCUUAAUUUCUACUUUGGUAUGCUGUACAUGAUAUCCUGUCUAUUUGCUUAUAGACUUCCUUUUCUAUUGAGAUAGGAAAUAUAAAAAUAUAGGUUAAUUUGAUCAAAUUUAAACUUUAUAUCACCCAAUAUCACAUUGUUAAUAAUUAUUGAAAUGUGCUGAGCUAAUAUUUGAAAUAAAUAUUAUCAUUGUCUUAUAUAAACAUAAAAUAUAGUUUUUAUCUGAUCUUAGACAUAUCAAUCAUCUGACCUUACUAUCUUUAAAAUUUGAAUGAAUUAAUAUUGAUUUGAAUGUCUAACACUGUGCUUUUGAAGUCAUGACAAAACAGAUCUGAUAAGUGAACAUUACCAUACAAAAAGUAUUGUGAACUGAAUUGUGUCUCAUCUAAUGUGUUCUGAGGAACAUAAUAUUGUUAUUGCUUAUGAAUAAUAUCUACCUCUUACUUUAAGGCCUGUGGUUGUAGUAAUAAAUACUUUUACUAAAUUUUAUUAUUUCUUUGUAACAAAUAGAUUCAUUAUUUUUGCAUGGAUUUGUCAAAGAUCAAGAAGGAUAAUGUACACAGAGAAAGAUAUUAUGAAUAUACCAAUGUUCUGUCCACAAUUUUAUUAUGUCAUUAUUAAUUGUUGUAUCUAAAUGUAUAUUUAAAUUUGUAAUUUUUGAUGUUUAUAAUUUAUUGAAUUUCAUAAAAAUUGUGUGAUGACAAUAAUUUAAAAUAAUUGUGUAUGAUACUUAAAUAUAUUGCUAGUUCGCUAAAACAAGUAUUUUAUUGUUUCAAAUAAAAUUGAAUAAACUAAAGAAUUUUACAAUACACUUAGCAAGUAAAUACACUUAUUAGUGCUUCUAUGAGUUAGUAGAUCCUAUUAUAAGUUUAAUAUGAAACUCACCGCUAAACCACAUUCUGUCAUCUAGGGAUUAAUUAUGGUAUUGUUGGGAGUAAGCAUACACAUUACAGACAGAUGGUCAGGCAAAACUAUAUUUAUUUUACUGCAAUCUUAGCUCUAGCCUUAUGCAAUACGACCUUGACUUGGUUUGUAGCAAUAAGUAAUAAUAAAGAUUUUAAUUAUUAUAUUUUAUUGACAUAUUAACAUAAAGAGCUCUAGCAUUAUACUUUUCGUACUAUUAAGUUAAAUACAAGUCAAAUUAUUACAAUACAAUGAGACCAUAUAAUUUUUAUUGAAAUGUGACUUAUUAUCUGCUUUCAACGGUAUGUUGAUUACUUGGCAGUGAUUGAAGAAAAUUUAUUAAAUGAUACUCAUAUAUUUGCCAACACUACUAUACAAUAUAUUAUAAGUAAUAUAGAUACUAUAUCCAAGUGAAAAUUCAUUUUGGAAGGUGAGAUACUUUGACAACUAAAAUAAAGGAACAAAUCACAUUAAUAUUUAAUAGAGUUAAUAAUAAUGUCAGCUAACAUAACUAAACAUAAUAUCACUAUAAUGAAUAGUAAUUUAAUAUAUAAAAUAUAAUAAAUUCAUUUCUACUCUUUUAUUUAUCAAAAAAAAAAUAGUCUUCAACUUUCCAUAUCUAUGUGUUUAUAGUAUUUAUUUUAAAGUAUACCAUUAGUUACACUAAUGCUGGACUAAUUAAUCUAACAUAGAAAUGACUUGCAUGCAAUAUUUGUAAUUGGUUUAAUAUAAAAUGCAAGAAUACACCGCAUCACAAUAACAUAUUUUAUAUAGUAAGUUUAAUUUCACUUAUUUCAAUGUUAUUUGGGGUCCAAU